Penicillium paradoxum is the source of this 474-nucleotide messenger RNA. RefSeq lists its product as uncharacterized. The transcript has 3 exons. Bases 1 to 474 code for a protein of 157 amino acids. The record is from RefSeq and is a predicted model, not a curated record. Lineage: Eukaryota; Fungi; Ascomycota; Eurotiomycetes; Eurotiales; Aspergillaceae.
AUGAUAGUCCUCGUAGCCAAAAGCGGCGAAUAUAGUAUUCAACGAGGAAGUCAACAUCUGCAACAACAAGCCCGGAAAACGGCAGUAAUAUCCACUGCGAAGAGCGAUGCCGUAGAUGCCGAGGAUAUGGCGGAAGUUCGGAACAGGAAACAUGAAGCGUUGCGACUUUCGCCCGUCGCCACGCGUGAUAUCUGUGUCCUCACGUUCAAAAUUCACCCAAUAUCAUUCAUCAUGUCGUUCAUUGACGACCUUCCCAUCAUGUCCAAUGGCAGCAAGGCCAUUUUUCAGACGAUGCCGAUUGAUAUCAUCUACAUCGUCUUCGACCAACUGGCUCUCCCAGAUGGGAGUCCCGAUAUUGAGACUUUGCUGGGUACUUUGCCCCAUGUCAGCAGUUCCAUAUCAGAGAAGGCUCUUAGUUAUAUCAAGAGCUAUUGGCAUCUGUCCACUUCAUCCGUCGUCCCCUUGAUUGAGUGA